This is a messenger RNA of Penicillium nucicola, 1389 nucleotides long. RefSeq lists its product as uncharacterized. Gene Ontology annotation, biological process: transmembrane transport; metal ion transport. Gene Ontology annotation, molecular function: metal ion transmembrane transporter activity. Gene Ontology annotation, cellular component: membrane. NCBI's taxonomy places the organism in Eukaryota, Fungi, Ascomycota, Eurotiomycetes, Eurotiales, Aspergillaceae. The transcript has 5 exons. The coding region runs from base 1 to 1389 and encodes 462 amino acids. The record is from RefSeq and is a predicted model, not a curated record.
AUGCUAUGGAAGCGAACACGUAGACCGGCGCGUAUUGACGAUCAGCUCAGACAGUAUCUACAGUCAACGCAGGAUGAAGGUGACGAAUCGGAGUAUGGGGAGUUCAUGGAUGGUAAUGUAUUGAUGGUUGACCAACUUUGGCUUUGGAUUGUUGAUUCCAAGACGGUUGUUACCUUCUUUCCAAAUCAGGAGGCCACUACUUCCGAAGGGAAGUUGUUUGAGCAGUCGAAUCUUCAUAGUAGUAUAUACAAUGAGUUGAACGGAGAUUUGGCUAGGAGAUUUGAGACGGCUGGUGAUUUAGCGGCGCUGAUCAUGUUGCAUGCUGUUACUGUUCUUUUGGAUAAGACUUUGCAUCAUGACUUGCAGGUUUUGAGGAUCUUUGAGGAGUCGAUCAGUAUUCUGACUGAGUCGGUCACGAAAUCCUUCAAGCGCUUCCGUAAUCGAGGAUUCACUAAUCGUCCGGCGGACCAUGAUCGCACUAAAGAUGGAAAGAUCAUGACUGCUGCUCAACGAGACUACCGGGAGCGCCAAGUUGCGAGGAGAAAUCGUGAAGAUUUGUCGGUUCUACUUGAGCUACGAGAUAUUGAGGAUGAGCUGUCUACAAUACUCAAGCUACUUGAUCAGCAAGACACGGUAAUCAAAAGCAUGACCAAGUACUUUGACAGCAGAGGAUACGGCAAAGUCUUCCUCGAUACAGCCCAAGCCCGAAUCGACGAAUAUCGUUCUCAGAUUACCGAGAUGAAAGAGAACAGUCAUCUCGCACAGAAAGCAGUCGAAACGCUCCUUGAUCUCAAGCAAAAACAGGCAAACGUCGACGAAGCCAAAAUGGCCCGAUGGCAAGCCGAAGUGACGCAAACCCAGUCGCGAGCAGUAAUGGUAUUUACCAUUUUCUCAGUCGUGUUUCUCCCACUAUCAUUCUUCACAUCCCUCUUCGGCAUAAAUGCCCGAGAAUGGAGCGGCGAGGCUACAAACCCGACUCUGGGCCAGAUGUUCGAGAUAGCCGCACCAUCCUCCUUUGCAAUCAUUUUCCUCUCUUUGCUCCUGGCAUUCAGUGAAAAGCUUCGCGAAGCUGUCACCAAGUCGCAUAAGAUCGGCAUUGGUCUUAUCAAGGAGUUUAUCCUGCACCCUGCGAAAACAACCUUGCGUUGGGAGAUGAUUACGCAUAGAAUGCCUGACAUGGUCGUUCCUGAGAACUCGAGUCUGCGGAAGCGGUUUGAUGAUUACCUAGGCUAUGGACAAAGGAACAUGCAGCUUGAUGAGGAUAUUUGGCAGAGAUGGCAAGAGGAUCGGCAUGGUAUCGGGUCUGGAGCGCUUCGAGAGGGGGCUUGGAUGGGUAAUGGAAAGAAGAAGGUGGCGCAUCAGCAUAGUAGAAGGGCUGGUGAAGUUUGA